AUGACCGUGAAUUACGAUCGUGAAGAAUUCCGUAAAUAUUUACAAGAAUCUGGAGCGGUUGAAGCUUUGUCCCGGACGUUUUUGAAGUUGUACGAACUGAAAGAAAAUCGGCCCAAGUCGUCCAUCAAAUUUAUUCAAGACCGCAUUACCGAUAGCGUUCCCAGCGUAACAGAGUACGCCAAACUGAAGGACGACCUAAAUGCAAUGGGUGUGAUACUGCGUGAACUGAAGACCAAGGGAAAAUUGGACCCAGCCCAUUUAACCGUAUUCGAUAAGAUCGGCACCAACUUUGACACACUAGAUUUUCUUGGUGAUAAGGGACAUCCACGACUUUCUGCUCGACAUAGUCAAAUAGCAGAAGGCCAUCAAUGGAAAAAGGAUUCGAAGAAAAUUGCGAGCACUCGAGAAGAUCAAAGCGACGACAUCAAAAUGUCUAAUAAGAUCAAGGCCUUUUUAAGCAAUCCCUCCCAUAAAUCUCUGUUACGCGCUCAUUUAAACGAUACAAUCUAUAACAACUACAAGAAAGUGACUGUUGGGUCUUCUGGCCACACAACUUCAUUCAUUGAUUGUAUUUGCAGUGGAUUAGAUUUCCCAGAGUCUGCGAUAGGUGUCUACGCAACAGACGCAGAGGCUUAUAACAAAUUUGAAGAUUUAUUUAAACCAAUUAUCAAAGCCUAUCAUGGAUACGACACGGCCAGUGAACGUCAUCCAGGUUUAGAUUGGGGUAAUCCAACAACUCUCGAUAACAUCGAUACAACAAGCACAUACAUUUGUUGGACCAGAAUACGUUGCGUUCGAAAUGUUGACAAGCAACCACUAGUCCCAAAGAUGAACGAAAAUGAACUCACGACAUUGUGCUCAAAUAUACAGCAGGUUUUCGAGAAGAACUUAACCGCUGACGAAAUUAAAGGCCACUGGUAUGGAUUGGAAACUGUGGACCCUGCAAAGAAAAAGGAAUUGAUCGACAAAAAUUAUAUUCUUGAGUUCGGUGAUAAAUUUCUCGAAUCAGUCGGAGCUACAGAACAUUGGCCGAAAGGUCGGGCUGUGUAUAUAAACGAUAAUGAAACGUUUUUCGUUUGGAUCAACGAGGAAGACCAUUUGAGAUUCAUUUCAAUGGAAAGUGGAAGCAAAAUCAGUGAUAUUUACGGACGAUUGGUACGGGCACUUGAAGCUGUUGCGAACGGGCUCACAUUCCAGAGAGAUGCAAACGAUACGCUCGGAUUCGUGUCUCUCUGUCCAACAAAUUUGGGUAAUACGAUCCGUGCAUCGGUGAUGGUCAAAUUGCCAAAGCUAAUAAAGCAAAUGGGUGCAAAGAAUAGCGAAUUGGACAAACUAAUCAACACUCACAAUUUUGAAAUUCGUCCUACAAAAUCCGACAAAGAAACAAUAGAAAUUUCAAACAAACGAAAAUUGGGAAUAACAGAAUUUGAUUCGAUUAAGAAGUUUUGGGCUGGAAUUAAAGAAAUAAUAGAGAAGGAGAAGACUUCAUAA
Bradysia coprophila is the source of this 1491-nucleotide messenger RNA. Its product is annotated as arginine kinase 1 pseudogene. The record is from RefSeq and is a predicted model, not a curated record. NCBI's taxonomy places the organism in Eukaryota, Metazoa, Arthropoda, Insecta, Diptera, Sciaridae.